CCAAAUGGAAGUCUGUCUGGUAUAUUUGAUUUGAUUCAUCUGAACCAUGUGAUACAAACAUUUUCUCCUUUCGUCUUUCACACUUUCUCUUUGUGGACUGCAUUCACAUAUAUAAUUAACUAUAUGCCUACAUUUCUUUCCCAUCCAUUGGAAAGCUGCAAGGAAAGAAACAGACAUGCAUGUCUGAUGCUCAGGGUCAUACGUAUAAUUUAUGACUGUGAAAAGGGAUCCCCUGAAGUCCCCAGUGUGUUAUGUCACUGCCCUCCAACUAUUUUUCCUGUGUUCAGAAGAGAGUGAAAUCAGAAUGCAGGACUGCACAUUAAUCUCCGCACCAGAUGGUGAUAUUCCAAAUAGUCUCUUUAAGGUGAGCAUGUGACCUACUGUAUGGCCGAGGGGCUUGGAGUCACGUGAUGGGAUGAAUAAUACGUCUGAUAGGGCUUCGAAUCAACAACUGACCUGGUUACCAUCUGGAACCACGAGAAACAAAGUUGACAUUUCUGGAUCACUUCCCCCAGAAGCGUCAUUUGCCCACUUCUGGGACCUGCAGACUCACUGGGAGACUGACACGCAGGGGCAGGCAGGAGGGAGCUGGGCUGAGCUGCUGGAGGCAGGCUGAAGUUGCAGAACUUGGGCUGUUUUUCUUCCUCCCCACCCCCCACCUCCCGACACACCACAUCUUGACUCAUAUGGUCGAAAGAAAAAGCUCUUUCGGUUAUUUGAUCUUUGGGAAACCUCCAGGAGACCGUAACUUAGUUUUGAGGACGCCUCCGUCUCUCCCUUUGCUGGGAACAGACACACACACACAGGCACACACACACACGGCUCUACACCAUGGUGGUCCAGGCUGCAGUGGCUCCGAAUAGAUCCCAAAGACUUUUACUGAAAAUUCCUUAUGGAUCUCUGAGAAGACGCAGCGUGGAGAGGAUGACGGAGGGCCGUCGAUGUCAAGUCCAUCUUCUUGAUGACAGGAAGCUGGAACUCCUAGUACAGCCCAAGCUUUUGGCCAAGGAGCUGCUUGACCUCGUGGCAUCUCAUUUCAAUCUGAAGGAGAAGGAAUACUUUGGAAUAGCCUUCACAGAUGAGACGGGACACUUAAACUGGCUUCAGCUGGAUCGAAGAGUGUUGGAACAUGACUUCCCCAAAAAAUCAGGACCAGUGGUUUUAUACUUUUGUGUCAGGUUCUAUAUCGAAAGCAUUUCAUACCUGAAGGACAAUGCCACCAUCGAGCUCUUCUUUCUGAAUGCCAAGUCCUGUAUCUACAAGGAGCUGAUUGAUGUUGACAGUGAAGUGGUGUUUGAAUUAGCCUCCUAUAUUUUACAGGAGGCAAAGGGAGAUUUUUCUAGCAACGAAGUGGUGAGGACUGACUUGAAGAAGCUACCAGCACUUCCCACGCAGGCCCUGAAGGAGCACCCCUCCCUAGCCUACUGUGAGGACCGGGUCAUUGAGCACUACAAGAAGCUGAACGGCCAGACCAGAGGCCAAGCCAUCGUCAACUACAUGAGCAUCGUGGAGUCUCUUCCAACCUACGGAGUUCACUAUUACGCAGUGAAGGACAAGCAGGGGAUACCGUGGUGGCUGGGACUGAGCUACAAAGGCAUCUUCCAGUAUGACUACCACGAUAAAGUCAAGCCAAGGAAGAUAUUCCAGUGGAGACAGUUGGAAAACCUGUAUUUCAGAGAGAAGAAGUUUUCUGUGGAAGUUCACGACCCACGCAGGGCUUCGGUGACAAGGAGGACGUUCGGACACAGCGGCAUCGCAGUGCACACGUGGUACGCGUGUCCGGCGCUGAUCAAGUCCAUCUGGGCCAUGGCCAUCAGCCAACACCAGUUCUAUCUGGACAGAAAGCAGAGUAAGUCGAAAAUCCAUGCCGCCCGGAGCCUGAGCGAAAUCGCGAUCGACCUGACGGAGACGGGGACGCUGAAGACGUCCAAGCUGGCCAACAUGGGCAGCAAGGGCAAGAUCAUCAGCGGCAGCAGCGGGAGCCUCCUGUCCUCAGGUUCUCAGGAAUCAGACAGUUCUCAGUCGGCCAAGAAAGACAUGCUGGCAGCCUUGAAAUCCAGGCAGGAAGCCCUGGAGGAGACACUUCGCCAGCGGCUGGAAGAGCUGAAGAAACUCUGCCUCCGAGAAGCGGAGCUGACAGGCAAGCUGCCGGUCGAAUAUCCCUUGGAUCCAGGGGAGGAGCCACCCAUUGUGCGAAGAAGAAUCGGAACUGCCUUCAAACUGGACGAGCAGAAAAUCCUGCCCAAAGGAGAGGAAGCUGAGCUGGAACGCCUGGAGCGCGAGUUUGCCAUCCAGUCCCAGAUCACAGAGGCUGCCCGCCGCCUGGCCAGUGACCCGAACGUCAGCAAAAAACUCAAGAAGCAGAGGAAGACCUCUUACCUGAAUGCACUGAAGAAGCUGCAGGAGAUUGAAAGCGCGAUCAAUGAGAACCGCAUCAAGUCUGGGAAGAAGCCCACCCAGAGGGCCUCGCUGAUCAUGGACGAUGGAAAUAUUGCCAGUGAAGACAGUUCCCUGUCAGAUGCCCUGGUUCUAGAGGAUGAAGACUCUCAGGUCACCAGCACACUGUCCCCCUUACAGUCCCCUCACAAGGGACUUCCUCCUCGGCCUCCGUCGCACAACAGGCCGCCUCCCCCCCAGUCCCUGGAGGGACUCAGGCAAACACACUAUCACCGCAACGACUAUGACAAGUCGCCCAUCAAGCCCAAAAUGUGGAGCGAGUCCUCUUUAGAUGAGCCUUACGAGAAGGUCAAGAAACGUUCCUCCCACAGUCACUCCAGCAGCCACAAGCGUUUCCCCAGCACAGGGAGCUGUGCCGAAGCCGGCGGGGGCAGCAGCUCCCUACAGAACAGCCCCAUCCGCAGCCUCCCGCACUGGAACUCGCAGUCCAGCAUGCCGUCCACACCCGACCUACGAGUCCGCAGCCCCCACUACGUUCAUUCCACGAGGUCGGUGGACCUCAGCCCCACGCGGCUGCACAGCCUGGCCCUGCACUUUAGGCACCGGAGCUCCAGCUUGGAGUCCCAGGGCAAGCUCCUGGGCUCGGAGAACGACACGGGGAGCCCUGACUUCUACACGCCACGGACUCGUAGCAGCAACGGCUCGGACCCCAUGGACGACUGCUCGUCGUGCACCAGCCACUCGAGCUCGGAGCACUACUACCCGGCGCAGAUGAACGCCAACUACUCGACGCUGGCCGAGGACUCGCCGUCGAAGGCGCGCGCGCGCCAGCGGCAGCGGCGGCGGGCGGCGGGCGCGCUGGGCGCGGCGAACUCGGGCAGCAUGCCCAACCUGGCGGCGCGCGGCGGCGGCGGUGGCGGCGGCGCGCACGGCGUCUACCUGCACAGCCAGAGCCAGCCCAGCUCGCAGUACCGCAUCAAGGAGUACCCGCUGUACAUCGAGGGCAGCGCCACGCCCGUGGUCGUGCGCAGCCUGGAGAGCGACCAGGAGGGCCACUACAGCGUCAAGGCGCAGUUCAAGACCUCCAACUCGUACACCGCCGGCGGCCUGUUCCGCGAGAGCUGGCGCGGCGGCGACGAGGGCGACGCGGGCCGCCUGACGCCGUCGCGCUCGCAGAUCCUGCGGACUCCGUCGCUGGGCCGCGAGGGCGCCCACGACAAGGGCGCGGGGCGCGCCGCCGUCUCGGACGAGCUGCGCCAGUGGUACCAGCGCUCCAGCGCCUCGCACAAGGACCACAGCCGCCUGUCGCACACCAGCUCCACUUCCUCGGACAGCGGCUCCCAGUACAGCACCUCCUCCCACAGCACCUUCGUGGCGCACAGCAGGGUCACCAGGAUGCCCCAGAUGUGCAAGGCCACGUCAGCUGCCUUACCUCAAAGCCAGAGAAGCUCAACGCCGUCAAGUGAAGUUGGAGCGACGCCCCCCAGCAGCCCCCAUCACAUCCUGACCUGGCAGACCGGAGAAGCAACAGAAGACUCGCCCAUUAUGGAUGGGUCUGAGUCCCCAGCUCACCAAAGUACUGAUGAAUAGAGGAGCUACAGUGAUAGCUGCUUCCUGGAUUCCUCCCUCUAUCCAGAACUAGCAGACGUCCAGUGGUACGGGCAGGAGAAAGCCAAGCCCGGGACCCUCGUGUGAGCCAGCCAGCCUCAAUCUGACCGCCUCAACGCCAUUCUGAGAUCACCUCACUGCCUCUCAUUUGCCUUACCCAGACACACACUGUCACCCUGCACCAGCUUCAGCCCUCAGCACUUUUCUUCUCCUGUCUCCACAUCCCCUCACCCUCAAAAAACCUGACUGAGGAGACAUUCUGGAAGGUUCCGGUCCCACUGUGUGUCCCCUGGCUCUCCUGUCCAGAGAGCCAGGCCCCAGUCCUCGAUGGCGCCUUGGUGGCUCCCCCCACCGUGACAGCCCCAGGCCAGGAACCAUCAGGGAAGCUGCUGGCAUCAAAUUCCUGUGGACAAGCGGCCUUGGUGGAGAACAGGAAGGGGGACUGAAGUACAGGGUGAUCCAGAAAGACGACGACAGCUGUGGCCAGCCCACCACCCGCAGGCCAGCCAAGCGCCUCGGGAAGAGGAUGCCUCGUGGGAACAUUCAGCUGAAAUUUCUCCUGGGAGGGAGUGGCUGUUGUGGGAGGGGGAUGAAAAAAGGAAGCUGAACACGUCAGAGAUGCAUAAGGAUCACAAUCAGUUCUAUGCUGCCAAAGAUUUUAAAAAUUCACAAAUAAAAACACAAAAAAAUUAAGAGGGGCCAAGAGGAAGACAUUCUUUCUGCAAUGAAAUCUCUGAAAUUCUCCACUGCUACCACACCCCACAAGUGAAAGUCAACUGUCUGUGAAGUGUUUCCCCUCUUUGUCCCUUAACAUGCCACCUCCCCUCUCAGUUGAGAGCCUGAAAAACUUACCCAGGGUGACGCUCAAGCUGGGGGAGCCGCAACGGGCACCGCUGACCUGAGCUCCGUGAGCCUGGGCCCGGGGGAGGGCAGGCCCGGGGAGUGGCAGCGUGCGCGCUCAGCCCUGUGCGGGGCUUCGGCCCAGACACAGGGCUGCUCUCCUUUGGGGAUUUGUAGGAAACGUAAGGUGAUGCUUGCCAAAAGCGGUUCUCUCUCAUUAAAACAACCAGUAAAAGUGUAUCCUAUUUUUUCGCACAA
This is a messenger RNA of Camelus dromedarius (Arabian camel), 5103 nucleotides long. It is a transcript of the gene FRMD4A, whose product is annotated as FERM domain containing 4A. Lineage: Eukaryota; Metazoa; Chordata; Mammalia; Artiodactyla; Camelidae. The transcript is spliced from 24 exons. Bases 832 to 3987 code for a protein of 1051 amino acids. The record is from RefSeq and is a predicted model, not a curated record. Gene Ontology annotation, biological process: establishment of epithelial cell polarity. Gene Ontology annotation, cellular component: bicellular tight junction; adherens junction; cytoskeleton.